CAGGUUGGAGUUAGCCGGGCCUCGAUUCUACUCGGCUGUGACCGCCUCAGUCUCGCGUCAGGACUCGAAAGUCGCGGAGGACAAGACACCUAGGCCCCCGGACCUCCUGUUCACCGUCGAUACACCUUUUCCCGAGGCCCUCGUGCCCCGUUUCCAUCGACGGAUCGCCGCGGCAUUUAAUAGACGGGUGCUGUGUGCCAGUUUUGGGUCCAGAUCGUAAAAGAUUCCCUCUCAUUCGCUGCUGCUAGUGUUGUGUGCUGGUGCAAAAAGAAAUCGGGGAGGAAAAGGGAGGAAGGAAAUCGGAAUUGUCGAUCGCCUCCUCUUAUCCGGAUGCAUACGGUCACAGACGGAUGACAGUUUGACCGGAGGGGGACCAAUGCUGUUUAAUAGUUCGUUCUCGAUGACGUUCGUACUUGGCAAGGAUUACACUUAGAGGACCAGCGAAUUGGGGAUAUUGCAACCUCGACGGGGAUUCUGCGGGAUCCUGAGGUACACGGUUUGAAGUUCCAGCGACGGGACAGCAGGCGGUGGCGGUCUGGUGAACGUGAACGAUCUGGGAACGAUGCAGAACAGCUCGGACAGCACGCUGGACGUGACGAUCACGCCGAGCACGCUGCUGGCCACGCCGGGGUUGAACAACCCCGCGUGGAGCAGGCAGCAGGCAGUUAGCGUCAGGCACGCGUUCAAAACCUACGGCAGCAGCAAGAACCCUAACCACGUGAUACAGAACCUCUGCAUGACCGUGGCGAAGGGAUCCAUUUAUGGACUGCUGGGCGCGAGCGGAUGCGGCAAAACCACUCUACUCUCGUGCAUCGUCGGCCGGAGGCGACUGAACUCGGGCGAAAUCUGGGUGCUCGGCGGCAAACCGGGCACCAAAGGGUCCGGCGUUCCUGGGAAAAGGGUUGGCUACAUGCCGCAGGAGAUCGCGUUGUACGGGGAGUUCACCAUCCGAGAGACGAUGAUGUAUUUCGGAUGGAUAUUCGGCAUGUGCACCGCCGAAAUUGUGGACCGGCUGCGGUUUCUGCUGCAGUUCCUCGACCUGCCUUCCCAGAACCGAUUGGUGAAGAAUCUCAGCGGUGGCCAGCAACGACGAGUGUCCUUCGCCGUCGCCUUGAUGCACGAUCCAGAGCUGUUAAUCCUUGACGAACCCACGGUCGGCGUGGACCCGUUGCUGCGGCAGAGCAUCUGGAAUCACCUGGUACAGAUCACCAAAGAUGGCAACAAAACCGUUAUUAUCACUACCCACUACAUCGAGGAAGCCCGGCAGGCGCACAUGAUCGGGCUGAUGAGGAGCGGACGAUUAUUGGCUGAAGAAUCCCCCAGAGCUCUGCUCCAAAUGUACAACUGUUCAUCCCUGGAGGAUGUUUUCCUGAAGUUGUCGAGGAAGCAAGGGCAAUACGCUCAGCCGCCAACAGAAUUGAACAUUUCGAACAAUAUCAGUCUGCAGGCUUCCCUGAACUGGGGAAAGAAGAACGAACCAGUGUACGUGACGGAGGAAUCUGGCGUCGUCGGUCUAAACUUCCAUCAGAGCAAGGAGGUCCUUAUUCACGAUUCGACGAACGGCGUCGGAAAUCAUUAUGAUCUGAACGGAAAGCCACUGUCAGGUGUCAAGAGCUCCACGUUGGACUGCAACGAUUGCGGAGGAGCGUUCACAGACUGCUACAAGAUCACGAGUACAGGAAAGAUGAGAGCGCUGUUGCAGAAGAACUUCUUGCGCAUGUGGAGGAACGUUGGGGUGAUGCUGUUCAUCUUCGCGCUGCCAGUCAUGCAGGUGAUCCUCUUCUGCCUGGCGAUCGGCAGGGAUCCAACAGAUUUGAAACUAGCGAUCGUAAAUCACGAGAUGUACUACGAGAACAUGUCCUGCCCGGUGACGGCGGACUGCACUUUCUCGCACCUCAGUUGUCGGUACCUGAAUUUCUUGGAUAACGAUACGAUGGUGAAGGAAUAUUAUCCUGAUCCGUCGUCGGCGAUGGACGCGGUGCGUCGCGGAGACGCUUGGGGCACGUUGUACUUCACCGAGAACUUCACGGACGCUCUGGUCGCCAGGAUGGCCCUAGGAAGGGACGCCGACGACGAGACUCUCGACCAGAGCGAGAUCAGGGUCUGGCUGGACAUGUCUAAUCAGCAAGUAGGCUUGAUGCUAGCCAGGAACCUGCAAUAUUCGUACAGGGACUUUGCCAAAGACCUUCUGUCGGCCUGCGAUCAGAACACAAAGCUGGCAGACGUGCCUAUCCAGUUCAUGGAUCCAAUUUACGGCACGAAUGAGCCCAGUUUCACUGAUUUCGUGGCGCCUGGAGUGAUCUUGACCAUUGUCUUCUUCUUGGCGGUGGCCCUCACGUCGUCCGUCCUCAUCAUCGAGAGGAUGGAGGGCCUCCUCGACAGAAGUUGGGUCGCCGGAGUCACUCCAGGCGAGGUCCUCUUCUCUCACGUGAUCACCCAGUUCGUAGUCAUGUGCGGCCAAACAGCCUUGGUCCUGAUCUUCAUGAUCCUGGUGUUCAACGUCGAGUGCAAGGGUGAAAUCGGCUGGGUGAUCGUGCUGACGAUACUCCAAGGCCUCUGCGGCAUGUGCUUCGGGUUCGUGAUCUCGGCGAUCUGCGAGCUCGAACGGAAUGCGAUCCAGCUGGCUCUGGGCAGCUUCUAUCCCACGCUGCUGUUGAGCGGCGUAAUCUGGCCAGUAGAGGGGAUGCCGACGGUCCUGCGAUACGUAUCGCAGGGACUACCGUUAACGAUGGCGACGACGUCGCUGCGUUCGAUGCUGACGAGGGGCUGGAGCAUCGCGGAGCCGGACGUGUACUACGGCUUCAUCGCGACCAUCAUCUGGAUCGUGUUGUUCCUCACGAUAAGCAUAAUGGUGCUGAAGUUCAAGCGGGGUUAGAGAGGGAUCUCUGGAAAGAGGGAAGAGGGAAGGCCAAUAAAAAUACACAACGAGAGGGACGCGGUUCGGCCUCCGACCUUGAACUUCAACGCGGUCGGGCGCAUAUCAUCGAGCUGGAAAGCUGACGGCGAGGGUGAAACGGCGACCGCCGCUCGCUCAGCUUCCUCGCGGACGAUCUCGUUAGGCGCAGCCGUUCGCGCGCGCACCUCCAGACAUGUGAUGACGCUCGUUUGUGCUCUUUCGUCCAGCGUGAAUGCCUGACUGAAUGAAUGUUCUCAUCGCGCAGUGUGCCCGUGAUCCUCCACACGGAUCCCCCUUCCUCCUUGGUCCUUUUGCACCUUCCCCGUUCCACCUUCCUUUCUCUCUCUUUUCCGUCUUGUAGUUCAAAGUCUGUAAUAUAACCGGGUAUCCUCAGGGAUACGCUUGUACCACGGACGGCCGUUUCCCAGCGGGCGUACCCGUCGCCUCGACAUCAUAAUCUUAGCACCAUGGGCUCCGCGAGAGAGGUAUUCCCUCCGCGAGAGAGCUAUUCCCUCCGCGAGAGAGCCACCAUUCGUCCUCACGUCAAACCGAAUGGGAUCGCGAGCAGCAGGUAUCGCGGACAAGCGAACGAGAGGUAGUCGAUUUAGAUGUGUAGGACAGUUCUUACUUGCCCAUGACUUAAGCGUUUAAACGUAUUCGAACUUCGCGCGGCGACGCGUCACCUUCGCUUUAACACGUCGACGCCGUUGUGAUUACCAUCUGGCGAAAUUCUUGAAGUGUUCGAUAUCAUUGGAAUUAUCGAUCAGUCAGUCACCUUUAUAUGUUUUAUAUAUUUUAUAUUUUAUUAAUAUAUGCAGAUGUUAUAUCGAUAAGUCAAAUUUACAAGCAUGGCGAUUUCUUUUGUCCGCCAAACUGAUUUAAUGCGACACCAAAGUGUCCAUCGGUGGCACCUUACGCACCGGCGUCAAUGUGUUAAACGAAACCGACGCGCCCACGCGCGCGUGUUGUGUAUAUCCGCUUCGCGCGAGAUAAUCUUCAGUUCCGUUGUCUCAUCGCGAACGAUUCCGGGGACACGGACGAAUGUACCAUAUUGUAGCAUAUAAAAGAAUCAUAGCGGUUACGUUUUAUAGAAGCAACGACGGGGGCCGCUGCCGUCGCUGCCGCUGCAGCCGCUGCGGCUCCACCCCCGUCGCCAUUAAUGUCUUUUUAGUUGAAUUGUUUUUUAUUCAUCCGUCACGUCCGAGGAGAGACGAUCUGUUUCUUUCUCUCUCUCUCUUCUCCUUUUUUUUAACUAUUGUAAAGGAUGCGUUCACCGAGCGGAUGAACGGAUGCAAUAAGAAGACCGGAUGCGGUGUGUACAUUUCUAUUUUUCCUUACGAUAAUUAUCUGUGUAUAAAAAGAAAAAAAAACUCACAAUAAAGCGAGAAAAAUGGUUUUACAAAAAUACAAACGUGGACGUGAGCAACGUUCCCUGCGCGAGUUUAA
Nomia melanderi (Alkali bee) is the source of this 4342-nucleotide messenger RNA. RefSeq names its product ABC-type transporter snustorr (gene snu). Lineage: Eukaryota; Metazoa; Arthropoda; Insecta; Hymenoptera; Halictidae. The record is from RefSeq and is a predicted model, not a curated record. Gene Ontology annotation, cellular component: membrane. Gene Ontology annotation, molecular function: ABC-type transporter activity; ATP hydrolysis activity; ATP binding.